This is a messenger RNA of Oppiella nova, 1058 nucleotides long. Lineage: Eukaryota; Metazoa; Arthropoda; Arachnida; Sarcoptiformes; Oppiidae. The record is from the annotation of a GenBank genome assembly.
CUUCUCACUUGAAAAUGAGUUUCGCUAUUAAAACGCAUUUUCAUUCAAAUCAUAACCAAUUAAACCAAUUGUUAGCCAAUUGUAUGGCAAUUGCGAGCCAUAUAUGCAGUAUAUCUUGAUUUUAGUCAAUACUAUAUAUAUAGGCGUCUAAUAUAGUAGUAAAUCAAUUGUAUAUCAAAUAUAUUUCAUUAAUUGUAAAAAUGCCUAAAAAUUCAAACACAAGGCCUAAGAAAAAAGGCCAAAGCAAUGGCAAUCAUCGCAAAGAAGACAUCCGAUCGGUCCUCAGCGGUGAUGAUUGCGAUUCAGUGAUCGCUGACAACGUUUCGGUCACGUCUUACAACUCUUCGGCCAAAUGGGAGGCCGGAAGCGAUGACCUGAACGUCGGCGGAGCCGCCGAUGACUGCAAUAACGAAGACAACGGCUGUUAUAUCGACGACUUCGAGGGCAAACUCUUGGAAGCGAUCGAUCAGACGUCUGGAAAGUCGGCCAAAACGAGACAAAUGGGUGUCGAAGCCAUUCGCAAGGCAUUGAUCACCAGAUUCUGCUUCGACUUCAUUAUCGAUAGGAAAGUGACGAUUGGAGACCUAUUGGAGCACUCAGUCAAACGAAAGGGUGAAGAGUUGGGUUCUGCAGCCAUAUUGUCGUCCGUUGUCUUCAUAACUCUGGGCGCCAGCGAUGAGUCGGACGCCAUGUUUGCCGAUGUUGAGAGCCAUUUGAUCGCUGCGGUGACCGACCCGUCGGUGGCGCCGGCCGUUAGGUCCAAAUGCGCGGCCGCUUUGGGUUUGGGAUACUUUAUAACAAACAACGGAUUGGAUUCAAUCGAUUCAGUGAUGGCUGUGUUUCAGUCGAUAUUUGGCGCCUCAUUCCUGAAGGGUAACGGCGCUAUACCCACACAUACGGCUGAGAUAUCGUCACUACACGCCAGCGCACUCUACUCGUGGACACUCCUACUGACCCUCUAUGAGCCCUCAGCCGCCCUACGAUUGGCCGAAAGUAUGUCGAAGAAGAUCACUGAACUGUUGGACUCACCGGAUGUGGACCUGAGGAUAGCCGCCGGC